AUGCCGCUCAACACCACCACAUUCCUGGUGUCGCAGGGCUGGGAGGGCGUCGGCGUGCCACUUGAUGGCAAGGCCGGUCGCGGCCUCAAGAAGCCGCUCGCCAUCACCCAGAAGAAGACCCUCUCUGGUAUCGGCAAGGACCGCGAUCGCGCCGACGACUGGUGGAACAGCAUCUUCACUGCAGGUGCAAAGAGUCUGUCCAUCGGCCCGUCACCCGCCUCAUCAGGCGCAUCUACACCUGCAUCUGCUUCAGACGGCCAGAAAUCCGCCAGCUCCUGGAACAUGGGCGCGCGCUCGGCUGCAUCUGCGUCCAUGUCGCUCUCCUCCCUCGCCAAGCGCGAACACGCCCGAAAAACACUCAUGAGCAACUUUGUUCGUGGCAAACCCAUCGUUCCUGCUGUUGAAGAGAGCCCGCCGCUCAAGGUCGCUCCUUCAUCCCCACCAACUUUGAAAGCAGACGACACUCCCGCUGCUUCCGAUGUCGAGGUCGAUGCGGCUCUCAACGUGGUCUCCUCCUCAUCUACUUCUUCCCCUGAUCUACCUGCGUCAUCGAGCAAGGAAGAAAAGCCGAUGAAGAAGCGACAGAAGAAAGACGACGAGGCUCUGCAGAAGAAGCUCGCCAAGAAGGCUCUGCGAAAGAAACUCAAGGAGUCGGAAGGUUCGGCAUCGUCCCCUACACCGGCGUCCGAAUCCUCGGCAGAUCCCGUCGUGACCUCCAAAGAUAAGAAGAGGAAGAAGAGCAAGGAUGCCCAGAAGAAGCCAAGCGAUCAAGAAGGGAAGAAGCAAAAGAAGACAAAGACCAAGUCAUCGGCGAUCAAAGAUCCGGAGACACACGAUGAUGCCGACCACAAGGAUCUGAGUUCAUCGAAGAAGCGUAAGCGAGAUGGCGAGGCAGAAGCUAUUAGCGACAAGAAAGCCAAGACAAAUAAGCUCAAAGGGGAGCAGACCGAGGUGAAGGAGGAAAAGAAGGACGAGAAGGAAAAGAAGGAAAAGAAGGAAAAGAAGGAAAACAAGGAAAAGAAGCUCAAGAAGGUCAAGAAGGAAAAGUCGGAGAAGGACGGAGAGGCUAAGCCGGAGAAGAAGGAAAAGAAGGAGAAGAAGGGGAGGAAAGAGGUGCAAGAAUGA
Moesziomyces antarcticus is the source of this 1125-nucleotide messenger RNA. RefSeq lists its product as uncharacterized. Lineage: Eukaryota; Fungi; Basidiomycota; Ustilaginomycetes; Ustilaginales; Ustilaginaceae. The record is from RefSeq and is a predicted model, not a curated record. The coding region runs from base 1 to 1125 and encodes 374 amino acids. The transcript has a single exon.